GGGCUCGAGACCUGGGACCUGCGGCCUGAAGGAGCUGUGCGGAGACUCAGGCGUUGCUGGGCACUUGGAGUCAUGCACUGUCACCCGUGAAGCGGAUGGGGAUUCAUGCUAUCUUGGAUGCCGGGUGGGAGUGGAGAAAGCUGGCUCUGGGCAAGCUCUUCUCUGGAGAGACCGUGGCAACACUCCCACCUCCUGCGGGUGCGCACACAACGCCACCGCUAUCACCACCACUUGUUUUCCAGUGGUGCUCAGCAUGGCGGGGAUCCCAGGGCUCCUCUUCCUCCUCCUCCUCCUCCUCCUCCUCCUCCUCGGUGUUGUUGGGCAGGCAAGCCCUUCCGGUGCCCACUGGAAACCCAUGUGGCCUGCUUACCGCCUCCCUGUCAUCUUGCCCCAGUCCACCCUCCACUUACCUAAGCCAGACUUUGGGGCCAAAGCCAAAUUGGAAGUGUCCUCCUCAUGUGGACCCCAGUGUCAUAAGGGAACUCCACUGCCCACUUACGAAGAGGUCAAGCAGUACCUGUCUUAUGAAACGCUCUAUGCCAACGGCAGCCGCACAGAGACGCAGGUGGGCAUUUAUGUCGUCAGCGGCGGUGGGGCCGAGUCUUCGGGAAAGUCUCGGAGAAAGCGGCAGAUUUAUGGCUAUGACAGCAGGUUCAGCAUUUUUGGGAAGGACUUCCUGCUCAACUACCCCUUCUCAACGUCGGUGAAGUUAUCGACAGGCUGCACAGGCACCCUGGUGUCCGAGAAGCACGUCCUCACGGCUGCCCACUGCAUACACGACGGGAAAACCUAUGUGAAAGGAACCCAGAAACUUCGAGUGGGCUUCCUGAAGCCCAAGCAUAAAGAUGGCGGUCGAGGGGCCAACAGCUCCAGCUCCGCGGUGCCUGAGAAGAUGAAAUUUCAGUGGAUCCGAGUGAAACGCACCCAUGUGCCCAAAGGUUGGAUCAAGGGCAAUGCCAACGACAUUGGCAUGGAUUAUGACUAUGCCCUCCUGGAACUCAAAAAACUUCACAAGAGGAAGUUCAUGAAGAUUGGGGUGAGCCCUCCCGCCAAGCAGCUGCCAGGGGGCAGAAUCCACUUCUCUGGUUAUGACAAUGAUCGACCCGGCAAUUUGGUGUACCGUUUCUGUGAUGUCAAAGAUGAGACCUACGACCUGCUGUACCAGCAGUGUGAUGCCCAGCCCGGGGCCAGCGGGUCAGGGGUCUACGUGAGGAUGUGGAAGAGACAGCAGCAGAAGUGGGAGCGAAAAAUUAUAGGCAUCUUUUCAGGGCACCAGUGGGUGGACAUGAAUGGUUCUCCACAGGAUUUCAAUGUCGCUGUUAGAAUCACUCCUCUCAAAUAUGCCCAGAUUUGCUAUUGGAUUAAAGGAAACUACAUGGAUUGUAGGGAGGGGUGACACAGGAGCCCUUCCUGCUGCACUUAAAGGUCUUCAUGGCCUUAUUUUAGCAGAGGCCAAAUUGUGUCAUUGGGGGGUGUGUGUGUGUGUGUGAUGUGUCAUAAUGUCUUUUACCUAAUUUUUUAAAUUGCAAGACGACUGGCUUUAUUAUUUGAAAAUGGGUUUGUGUAUCAUAUCAUUUAAGCAGUCUGAAGGCAUCCUUUUGCAUAGAAAAAAAAAGCAUACCAAUGUUUGGGGCAAUAGGGACUCAGUAGCCAUUAAGUUAAUCUUUUACUUUUUGAGAACUUUGAUUUUUAUUUCAUCUGAAGUUGUUUCAAAGGUUUAUAUUAAAUAUGCGGCAUAUGGGAGAGAUAAAUUCUCAUGUGUGUAUAUGUGUGUAUUUUCCCCUGAGAGCCCUCUUAUUUUUUUUUAAAGGCCUAAUCACUAAUGUUUUCAGGUUGCAGUGUUCCCCAGCACAAAGGACUGUUUGGGACUUUCACAAUACUUCAGAGACAGGCAGUUACAAUGUUUCGAAUUUGAGGCAUUUGCACAGUAGUCCUUGAUCAGCAAAAUAAUUUGUUGACUAUUCUGGUACACAUAUUAAACUAUAUUUUACAGUCAGUCAGUCAGUCCCAAAGCUGUUUUUAGUUUUGAAACAGUUUCCCUUCCAAAGACGGUUGCUCUCCUUCUGGGGAAGUCUUUGCAUAUGGUUCUGCCAGCUUUGCAGUCACACCAGCGUCGGCAAGAUUGUUUAUGCCAGCCCUUCCAUUUCGUGGGAUUUCACUCACGUUUCUUGAACUAGCUGUUUUCCAGGAGACAGUAAUCAGGGCCUAAUUAGAACAGGCUGUGGUGCUUCCCAGCUAACAGCGCGGUCACACUAAAAACAAUCAUUGCAUUUUACCCCCGGAGGGUAGCACGUCUCGUGUUUUAUCAUUUGGACGGAGUAAUUGAAAAUGAAUUGAAUUCCAGAGAACAAUGGGUGCAUUGCUUGGCAGAUGUCACGACAGAAGAACCGCUUGUUCGGAGCCUGGCACAGUCGCACAGUCUAAUCAAAGUCGUUCUGCAUGGCUUUCGGUGCGCUUUGGGAGCUGCGUGCUGGUGCAGUUGGGAGACUUUUCUCUCGUGCUUUACUUACUUUAGAAUAAAAAUGUUUGGAAGGUGCUUUAAGAAAAAAAAACUUGACUUUUUUUUUACGAGCCACAAAGGGGCCUGUUUUACAGGAAUACACUAAGCUACAGGCACAUGUAAUGAAGUAUGGUGGCAACAGGGACAAGCGGGAGAAUGCGAAGGGAUCAGAAUCACCACUCCAAUAAGUGCCUUUAUGAACGUUCAUCAAUGUGGCAAUCACUGUAUGUGAAGGAAAGAGUCUGACUUAUGUUUUCACUUUUUGCCUCUCAGCCUGAACACUUCUUUUUAACUGUAUUACAAACGGGUUACCAGGCAGAGGUUUGCUGUCCCCGUACCCCAGGGAAUUUUGGCCGGCCUUGUGACUGUCUGAGAGGACAUUUACGUGCAGCACUGAUGCCCACCCCUCCUCCAGGGGGCUUUGGCUUGGGUGUCUCUUGAGCUUUCUAGAAGGGUAAUCCUGAUAAGGUGCUCAAGAGUAUAAUCCGCAGUGCUUUCUUCAAGUCUCAUAAGAAAUACCGUGGCAUAGCAACGAGACUCAGGGCCGCCAGGAAUCUCCUAAGUUCCAGUGCAGUUGCUUUGGAAUCUAGCAAGAAUCCAGCCUGAGGAAGAAGAGCGGUCUCCAUCUCUCUGUCUGGUAUGCGAGGGUUCUGUUUGAUUUUGCUUUUGCUUGCUGCAAAAAGAUGUCCACUGAACACCUGGAAUAGAACUGAUUUUUUAAAAAAUAAAUACACCUUGAUAUCUUCAUUUUCAGUUUUGCAAAGUUUAAACUUCCCUCACCAUGGGUAGAUAAUGACACAAAGUCAAAAUAAUGUCCAUGUUUAGAUGUACUUUACCAAAGAAUUGUAACCACACACUCUAUGUAACAUGACUCAUAGGACUAUAAAAUCAUUCAUCAGGUCCGUCUUUUCAGCAGGAGUAAGAGGAAGUGAGGUAUUAAACUAUCGUGGAAGUUGGAAUAAAAAGGAGGAAGGGCUCAUGAUAUUAUUAAUAUAAUUAGUGCCUUACAUGUAUUGGUUCUGCAUUGUAAGGAUAUAUUCCCAGUAAGAUGAGCAGAACGUUUCCCAAAGUACGUGCCUUAAACACUCAUCCCUCCAGACUUUCUACCAAAAAUAAAAAGGGCACCAUCAUCAAGGAGGUGGGAGAUGCCCUUCUCUGUUCCCUCUUUGUCAGGGAUUCACAUGCUUGUUUGCACAUUAAACGCUCCAAAAAGUCAUGUACUAAGAGACAUGUUACUAUUUUAAAAUCUGCAUUUUAAUAAACACUUUUGAUCACUGAA
Molecule: messenger RNA, 3779 nt
Organism: Phyllostomus hastatus (greater spear-nosed bat)
Lineage: Eukaryota; Metazoa; Chordata; Mammalia; Chiroptera; Phyllostomidae
Gene: PRSS23
Product: serine protease 23
Exons: 2
Coding region: 254-1396 (380 amino acids)
Biological process (GO): proteolysis
Molecular function (GO): serine-type endopeptidase activity
Source: RefSeq, a predicted model, not a curated record